Populus euphratica (Euphrates poplar) is the source of this 2271-nucleotide messenger RNA. RefSeq names its product regulatory protein NPR3-like. Gene Ontology annotation, cellular component: nucleus. The record is from RefSeq and is a predicted model, not a curated record. Gene Ontology annotation, molecular function: protein binding. NCBI's taxonomy places the organism in Eukaryota, Viridiplantae, Streptophyta, Magnoliopsida, Malpighiales, Salicaceae. Gene Ontology annotation, biological process: regulation of salicylic acid mediated signaling pathway; defense response to bacterium; systemic acquired resistance, salicylic acid mediated signaling pathway. The transcript has 4 exons. The coding region runs from base 210 to 1970 and encodes 586 amino acids.
UUUUUUUACAUUUUUUUAAUUACCAUACCCUGGUUUUAUCAUGACUUCUGUCUGAUUAAAGAUAGCUAUCUAUUUAUGGCUAUUUUUAGUCAACAAUAUUCUUGUGUGGCCAUUCCUUCGAAGUUGACACUCUCAUACUGUCAAUUCCAUGUUUCUUGAUAAAUUGAAGUGCUUGUUCGGCUUAACUAGGGAAGUUUAGAUCCAAAAUCAUGGAAAAUGCCAUUGAAACGACAUCUUCUUUUAGUUUUGAUUCAUCUUCUUAUUUAUCGAAAGGGCCAAGCAGCCACCGCGUACCAUUCCCAGAUGUUCCCGAGCCUGGUGUGAACCUUGAAAACUUGAGCUUAAGCAAGCUUAGUGGUAAUCUGGAAAGGCUAUUACUUGAUGGGGAAUAUGAUUACAGCGAUGCAGAAAUUGUUGUUGAGGGCAUCCCUGUAGGUGUCCAUAGGUGUAUAUUGGCUGCUCGUAGUCAGUUCUUUCAUGAGCUUUUUAUGAAGGUAGAUGGUAAUUCGACAAGUGGAGAUAAACCAAGGUACCUCAUGUCUGAUUUGAUGCCUUAUGGUGGGGUUGGAUAUGAAGCCUUUAAUGUUUUUUUGCAUUAUUUGUAUACCGGAAAGCAUAAGUCGUCUCCGCCAGAAGUGUCACAAUGUGUUUACGGGGCUUGUGCCCAUGAUGCUUGCCGCCCUGCUAUUAAUUAUGCAGUGGAAUUGAUGUAUGCCUCCGCCACUUUUCAGAUGAAAGAGCUUGUGUUGCUUUUUCAGCGGCGUCUCCUGAGUUUUAUCGACAAGGCUCUUGAUGAAGAUGUAAUCCCAAUUGCUAUGGCUGCCUUCCACUGCCAGCUAGACCAGCUUCUCUCUCACUGCAUCGAAAGACUUGUAAGGUCAGAUCUUGAUAGUGUAUGCAUCGACAAGGAGCUCCCUCAUGAAAUUUCAAGCAAGGUUAAAUUACUGCGCAAAAAAUCUCUGGAAGAAGCUGAAAGUAGCGUUGAAGAGGAAGACCCCGUGCGUGAAAAGAGAAUGAGUAGAAUCCACAAGGCUUUGGAGUCAGAUGAUGUUGAACUGGUGCGGCUUCUCUUGAGUGAAUCUAAUUUUACCUUGGAUGAUGCUCAUGCUCUCCAUUACGCUGUUUCCUACUGCGAUCCUAAGGUUGUCAAGGAAGUUCUUGCUUUAGGCUUGGCUGAUCUCAAUCUUAGGAACUCCAGGGGAUAUACAGUACUUCAUGUGGCUGCAAGGCGCAAGGAGUCAUCAAUCCUUGUGGCACUACUAGCUAAGGGUGCCCGUGCAUCAGAAACUACAAUGGAUGGACGAAAUGCAGUUUCAAUCUGGCGUAGUUUGACUAGGCCAAAGGAUUAUAAUGCAAACACCAAACAAGGCCAAGAAUCUAACAAAGACAGGAUAUGCAUUGAAAUCUUGGAGAGAGAGAUGCGCAGGACUUCAAUAUCUGCAAACAUGUCGAUGAUAUCGCCAGAUUUGAACAUGAAGCCGGACGACCUGGAAGAUAGAGUGGCGUUUGCACGGUUGUUUUUUCCUGCUGAGGCCCGGCUAGCUAAGGACAUGGCAAAUGCAGAUUCAACCUCAACGUACACUGGCCUUCCAGCGUCAAAAUCAAAAGGCUCAAGUGGGGACACAAGGGAGGUUGAUUUGAACGAGACAACUUCUGCUCAAGACAAAAGACUCCAGUUGAGACUACAAGAACUGCGUAAAACAGUGGAGAUGGGACGGCGCUAUUUCCCGCAUUGCUCAGAAGUUCUUGACAAGUUUCUGGAUGACGAUGUGCCUGAUGCUCUCUACCUAGAUAAGGGUACUCCUGCAGAGCAGAAAACGAAGAAGAUGCGCUUCCUGGAACUUAAAGAGGAUGUACAGAUGGCAUUUAACAAGGACAUGGAGAAAAAUAGAUCAGUCCUCUCAUCAUCUUCUUCGUUCUCAUCUUCUCCAAAACGUGGUGGAACACGCAAGGCUUGGAGCAAGCGCUAAAACUUGCGUUCGCCAUUGUUUUUUUUCCCCUUCCAAGGAACCCCACGAGACUUCUUUGAGUUUUUUUUUUUUUUAAACGGCGUUCCUCAUCAAUAUCGUUAACAACAAAUUUUCUAGGUUUUCUGUGCAUAGCAGCAUGAACGUUGUAAUAUAUCUCGUAGUGGCUUGAAAAAUCAAUGUAGAAACUUAAGAUCCUUGUGACCAAUAGCUCUUUUAAUUUCUUACUUCAUCUUUUUAACUAACAGGCCAGUUUUGAUGGUUUGUUUCGGAAUCAAAAGGCCCUAGAAAUACAUUUAAAUUC